ACCGUGACAACGAUGGCCACACCCAAGCCAACCCCUGAGAGCCAAAGCUCGAGAUCGCUGAAUAGACAGCUGGUCUUGGACGAGGACGAAUACACCGCUGCAUUGUCUCGUAUCAUUGCUAGAGACUUCUUUCCCACUUUAGUUGACUUGGACCCUGAAGUGCAGGAUUCUGGUGACAUCCAUGCUUCUGUUCGCCGCCAACAAGAUAUCAACAUCACACCAAUUUACUCUGGGGAACCAGGAGAGACACCCUAUGGUCUUGCUUCUGAGACACCGUUGCACACACCGCGUGGCGAACCACCGUCGAAACGUACAAGAUAUGAUACGAGCAUGAGCCUCGAUUCUUUCCAGGCCAAGUAUACCUCGGAGGAUAAUUCCAGUUUUACACAAAUCUUGGAUGAAGAAAAUAGGCAGAGAAAGGAGAGGUGGGGGUGGGCAUGGGCUGCACAGAGAAGAGUCGAGGAGCAAAGGGAAAGAAUGCUGGAAGGGAGAGAAAGGGGACUCAUUGAAGCACCUCCUGCUGUUGGUGUACGGGAGAGACGCUUGAUCGAUGCCCCUCUUGUAGCAGGGCUGAUUACCAAUGGUCAAUCUGAAGAAGCUGCUCAGGAAGAAACAGAUCAAAGUACAAGUCAAGUCGCUGUAAUAGAAAAGAAACUAGAGAUGAUAACAAAGGGUGACGAUGAAAAGGAGCCGUUGGACGUGAUGGCUCCAAAGAAAGACACUCGCUCUGCUGGAGUGGACGGAUGGAAAUUCAAGACUCGAAAUUCUCUCAUGUUCUCACCAGACGCCGAUAUAGCACCAUAUACUGUCUCGGAUUCCAAUACUAUAUCCAAAAAAGCUCAGGAAAACCCCGGGGUAAUCAAGCACGGGAAUACGCGUCUCCCUGAGGAGGAUGAAUCUCGGCCCCGUGGUCUAUCUGCUCCUCCAAGUCCCACUCAUAGCCGAGUAGCUGCAGCUAUCACUGGUACACCUUAUCGACCAAGAUCUCCUACGACAGGCAGUUAUCCGCUGGUACCUAACAUUCCUUCUCCAACACCCUCAGACAUGGGCCCUAAAGCCGUGAAACAACUUAUGACAUGGGGAACACUCAAUGCAACACCCCGUAUCUUGUCGCAAUCUGAUGACCCUGCAGAAGCUGCACCCCCUCCAAGCACACCUUUUCACCUUCCAGCACCCUCCAGCCGUGAGACAAUAUCACAUCAACUAUCUGCACGGGCAUCAAGAAGCUUGCGAGCAAAAGCUGGUCUCCUAGGGCUAGCAAGUAUCGGUCAAACUCCAAUCAGAUCGUCUACCCCUCACCGUUCAUCAGGAAAAAGUGGGUCUAUGGGCCCUCCUACAUGGACUCCCCGUAGAGCUGACGCACCGGGAAAUCUCACGCCUGCCGCAAAAAGGCUUUUGGAUAGAACGAGUAUGAAGACCGCUGCUGUACGAAGGGCGGAGGCUAUGAGUCGUACCUCUGGUUGGGAAGGCAAUGGAAAAGGAAAGGAUGUGGAUUUGAACCGUGUUCGAUGGACACCUACACCAAAUAUCUCUUCACGGGGAGGGUAAUUCCCUUUAUAGUAUAUACAAUUUCAGGAUGGUAUCUCGUGCUUUUGUUCAUUGUUAUAGCUAUACCGAGCUAUAGCAGCUGUAGCCCACUGUAUUUUGUAUGUGUCUGAUUUGAUCUCGAACCUAUGGUGUGCAAUUUUAGGAACUUCAUUCC
Molecule: messenger RNA, 1702 nt
Organism: Serpula lacrymans var. lacrymans S7.9
Lineage: Eukaryota; Fungi; Basidiomycota; Agaricomycetes; Boletales; Serpulaceae
Exons: 3
Coding region: 13-1548 (511 amino acids)
Cellular component (GO): catalytic step 2 spliceosome
Source: RefSeq, a predicted model, not a curated record